Molecule: messenger RNA, 7399 nt
Organism: Porites lobata
Lineage: Eukaryota; Metazoa; Cnidaria; Anthozoa; Scleractinia; Poritidae
Source: the annotation of a GenBank genome assembly
AUGGCGGUUGAGAUACGAAAGCUUUCUACCGUUCUUUUUUUCGUAGCCUGUGCCAUCUUUGUGCCCCAGGAGAGCGGUGGAAUUUUGUUAGAUCCAACCUUAAUUGGCAGAGAGUUGCAGUCGUUUGCUAAUGAUGCUCUUGGAGUGGAUGACCUUCAAGUAAGACUGCUACAUGUUUGCCAAUUUCAGCUUUUACUGAUCUUUAACUAACAACUGAAAUAUUCAAUGAUCAGUCUUCUGUCAGGUGUAUUACCAUGACGUUAAGCUCAGUUCGAUAAGUUGACAAAGUUAAUUACUUGUGCAAAUCUGAAACUGGCUUUCUAUACGUGGGAAGUUCAUUGAAAAUUAAUUUUGCGACAUUCCAGCAGGGAAGCUCGAGAUUGAUUCCGCUUUGUGGUUUAAGAGUUGAGCGUACAAAACAAUUCGACACGGCACACCACCUUUAUAGAGACUUAAACAUCAGACUAUACGUCGCUUUGAAAGUGAAUUCGGGUUCUUCAAUCUCCUUCGCGAAUAUUUCAACUCACUUAUUAAUAAUACGUUUGUCAAAUGCAGGCGAACUCUCCUGGAUCCUGGAGUUGAAUUCCUUAGAGCCAUAUCCAAGUUCAGAAAGAGAAAGAAAAUUUCUUCGUAAGCUUUUUUACGUCCUCUAUUAAAAGUGAAAACAGUCAUUUUUACGUCGUAGCCUUGAAGUCACGGCAAAGGAACGUAAAGGAAAAGUGUGCUGUAAAGCUGAGUUUUUGUUUUACCUAUUGCUUUCUUGAAGUCCUUGUUGUCGUCGUCAUUGACUGCGACAGCAUUGAAAAACGAUGUCAGCGAAUGUAUAUAUUAUGUAUUUAUAUGAAAUCUCAUAUACACAACGGUAGACCUUAAAACGUAUUGGGCUUUCAUCUAGCUGGACCAAUAUCUGUUGGCGAAAGUCCUGAUAAACAAAUUUAGGUGAUCUUUAAUCUUUUAAAUGCCUGACUAAAACCAUCAGUGUGUCGGAUCUUUUAAUGGUUUGCCUUCUGGAACUGCUAUAUAAAGUUUAAUAUGUUUCCUUUUUUUAAUAUAUUGAAGGAUAUAAGUGAGUGAUCAUUACACAGCCAGAAACUGGAAUAUGGAUUAAAUCAGAGCAAAAGUAUUGGAAUUACAGCGUUCACGGUUCGCUUCGAGGCAAAACGUACUUGGUGAUAAUGGAAUUUUCAGUUUAAUUCACAGUAAAUUUAGAGCUAAACCGUGAAUGAGCAAAAAUAACUUGAAAGGAUUGUGUAUACUAAAUUUCCUGUUUUUUUGGCCGGCUCAAAAGGACACUGGGCCUCAUCAUCCGUCUGAGACCAUAUAUGGUCGUUUUAACUACGAUAUGAUCCGCCAUAACAUCAAGAAUAAACCAGAAGACAAACAGCUUGCUCAUUUUGUCUAGAGUAUGCUAAAAACUUAGAGCUGAUUUUGCUCGCGAAGGACAAAAUUGCGACCUAAGAAAAGACGUUUUUAACUGAUAAGUGAAAUGCAAUAAUUUAGAAGGUUCGUCCGUAAAUGUAUUCUGUAGUUUUAGGGCCUCCAAUCAUCGUAGUCUGAGUUGAAAUCCCGAAGGCGCUUCCGAGUUGUGUUAUCAGCUUUCCUCUCCUAAAAGGCCGACAUUUCCAACUCAUCUAGGAUACAGAUAUAUGAUUAUAACCUCCAUGAGCGACGACCUCUCGUAAGCGACCACCUCCAAUAAGCAAUUACCUCUGCAAAACCGUCAAAGCCUUAUAGUUGGAACUUCUCGUAAAGGAUCACCUUGUGCAAGCGACCGCAAACAUUUUUCGGAGCUAACGGUUUAACAAUUUUCCUUUAUUUUUGUCCUGCCAUAAGCGUGAUCUGAACCCUAUGUUCACGGUUCUAUGUGCUAUAUGUUGCAACAAAUUUUCUAGGCCAACUUCGAGUGAAAUUUCCUAUUAUUGGGAUUUCUGAGACUUGGCUUGAUGAUUGUUAUCAUUUUUCCGAUAUAGCGGGUUAUAAUUUUUUGCAUAAACCUAGAGUUAAUAGCAUUGGUGGAGUUGUUGGCCUUUACAUUGGUGAACAUUUAAAUUACAAAGAACGCCAUGAUCUAGCAUUCCCCGAGGGCAAAUCUGCUGAAUCCUUGUUUGUUGAAAUUAAUAAGACGAAAGAAAAGAAUAUAAUUGUCGGCAUUAUCUAUCGACCACUUGAGUCGAAGUUAAAUGAAUUUGUGUCUGACUUGGAUCUAGUACUGGGAAAAAUUUCCAAGGAAAAUAAGCUUGUAUUUUUAAUGGGUGACUGGAAUUUAAAUUUAAUUAAUCAUGAUUGUCAUAAAGCGACAAGUGAUUUCUUAGAUUUGUUGUACUCUAGCUAGGAUGUAUUUUCCACUAAUAGCUGUGGUCACACUUGGGAUUUGACGUUGGUAAAAGGCUUUAACCGUGGUAAAAAGGAUGUAAAAAAACUUUACUAUAGUAAAACUCAUUAGUGGACUUAACACGUUCCAGAUGGUUUCCCAACAGAAAUGUGUCACUCAAAUGAUGAGCCUGAGGACAGGUGAUAAUUCUUACGACAUUCCAUGAAUGUUUUAUUUUUUUAUCCAGUUCAGCCUAACUGUCUAUACAUCAUACAUUCACUGAAAAUUGUGCCGCUGCUUAUACUGUUUCUAUCCCAUUAUUUUCUCGGCCAAAUAUAAGCGAAUAUGUUUAAUAAUGUUGACAGGCCAUACACGACUCCCUUUGGCCAAGUUGUUGUAUAUCUUUGACCUUUAAGCCUCAUAGUUUGAGUUGUUCAUAAUGUUGACAGGCUAUUCACGUUUAUCUUUGGCUCAGUUGCUGUUGCUUUGACCUUACCUUCAUAGUUUAGUUCUUACGAGUAUAUCUUGUAGUGUCUUUCCUCUUUUGUAGGAUAUUAUGGGAGGGUCUUUAAAGAUUUCUCUAAGCAACGGUUGGUUUUCUAUAAGAUAUCAUUUGUGCAUGAUGAUUUUUUUCAGACUCGGUACUGAGGGGCGAUAUUCUGUCACGAAUGGUAGUAUUUUCUUGUGCGUUUUUGUUUUGUUUUGCAAAGCCGACAUUCUUUCGUGAUGCUUGACUUCUGAUAGGUGCUUAUCUAUCACUUUAUCUCUAUAACCCCUCAUACGGAGUCGUUGCUUGAAAUUAGUUACGUUCUCUUCGAACGUUUUCUCAGAAGAGUUUGUUCUGAGUAAUCUUAAGGCCUCGCCUUUUAUGAAUCCUUUCUUAACCCCUUGGGGGUGACAUGAAGAGAAGUACGUGUAUUGGAAAGUUUCUGUCGGUUUGAAGUGUGUACGCACAUCUAGGAUUGAUUCCUUCUUAAAUCUUUCUCCUUUGUAAAUACAUGUAUCCAGAAAGGCGGUUUCUGUUUCUCAAACUUCAGCAGUAAAUUUUAUGGUCGGGUGGUGGUUAUUUGCUAGUUCGAUGAAUGAGUAUAUUUCUUCUUUGUCUACAUUCCACAAUGAGAAUAUGUCAUCGAUAAAUCUCUUCCACACCAGGGGCGUAGCGUCCAUAUACACACGUACGCUCGUGCGUACAGCUGAGAUCUGAGAAAAAAUUUUUCUCAUUAAAUUUGCUGGCUAAUAAUUUCAUAUUUUCACAUUAUACUGGCUUUUUUAGUAGAAUUCCCAUUAUCUAAGCAUCAAUCAUUCAGUGCUGGCCACUAAUAAUGGCAAAAUGCAUUUGAGUGGUAAGCACAAAAAUAGGAAAAACGCCUCAUGUACCCCUCCCUCAAGGUCAGCCAGCCUCACCAGUUUUUCCAGCCCCGCAGGUAUUCUUGAAGGAGAGGUUACUAUGCCAUGACGUGUGGCUUCAGAACAAAACGUAUUUGCCGUCAACGGAUAUUAGGAAUAUACUUGUGAGGUCAAACAGUGAAGCCCCAGUGAUUGAUGUUCCGAAGAAACUGUUAGAGAAUCCUAUGAAUAUUUCUGCGACUUGAGGAGCGUGAUCACUGGCUUCUGUAGUGUUUUCGUGUGUUUCGUGAGACAAAGUACACACAUAUGGCUCGAAAAUCGAUACACGAUUACUUCAACGCAAUUAACAAGACAACUAAUCUACAUGCACUGCCGAAUGAGCUUCAGUAGCAUGAAGAGACUAAAAUCUCCUCUGCGAAGUACGAUGACGGACGAAAGAUUAAGCUCCCUAGCAAUCCCUCAUAUACAUAAACAUAAGAACGUGGAUUGACAGGUUGGUUAAGGAGUUUGCCCGUCUUAAGGGUCGACGCCUCGCCCUUUGCUUGUGACCUGUCGUCAUUGUUUUUGUACAACUUUCUACUGCAUUUUUGCCGCAUUAUUUAUUGAAAAUGCCCCGCAGAAAAACCAGGAGAUGGCAUUUCCGAGACCCUAAAUUUCAAAAUUUUAUGGGGGAGCAUGCCCCCAGACCCCCCUAGAUGUAAGCGUCUUUGGGGCUUACGAAAAAUUUAUUCUCGUGCGUACAUCUUCAAAAACCCACGCUACGCCCCUGCACACUAGUGGUUUGUGCGGACUUUUGUUAAUAAUUUCUGUCUCUAUUGCAGACAUAAAAAUGUUAGCAAAUGCAACUGCCAUUUUUGUUCCCAUAGCUGUACCUUGUACUUGGAGGUAGUUUUUUCCAACAAAUUGGAAAGAAUUCUCCCUCAGGAUUAGUCUGAGCAUAUCUGCGAGGUAUUGGCUGGGUAUUGGAGGUUUGUUUUGAUAGAAUGUUUCGUAUGCUUUGCAUAUAAUGGUAAUUCCUUCCUCCUGUGGGAUGUUUCUGUAUAGGCUAGUUACAUCCAUAGAGACUAAAAUAGCAUUUUCUACGACCCUGGUUUUCUCUAUGAAGUUGAUAAAGUCUGUCGUAUCUUUAAGAUACGAUUUUUGCGAUUUAGCAAUUGGUUGGAGGAGACUAUCAACAAAUGAUGAGAUUCUUUCCGUCGGGCCAAUUCGCAGCCCGAUAUGAUCGAUCUUCCAACUGGUGUUGGUUUGUGAAUCUUUGUGAGAGUGUAGAAUUGUGGUAUUCGCGGUGGAUUUGGCGUGAGGGAAAGCCAUCGUCUUGUCAUCUCGUCCAUAUGUUUCUCCUUGUAAAGCUUAUCUAUCAAUUUCUUGACCCUUUUAGAGGUUUCUACUACCAUUGGUGUUUCUAAGGGUUUGUAGUUUUCUCUGUCGUCUAAUUGUAUUUGACCUUCUUUCAUUUUGUCUUCUUUGAGGAGAACAACAAUAGAAGAGCCUUUAUCUGCUCGUUUAAUGUUGAUGUCCGGGUUUUCUUUCAGUUGUUUGAUGGCAAGUUGUUCCCUCUUGGGUAGAUUGUUUCUAGGCGUGAUUGUAUUUAUAUUAGCAAGUUGUAAUUUAACCUCUUCUACGUAUGUUUCUAGUGCGACUGAUGGCUGAACUGGUGGCUCCCAGUCUGACUUUACAUGAAAGGGGUGUUGCUCUUUAUCUUUUCCAUGAAAGAUAUAUUGUAGACGCAUUCGUCUAGCGAAAGCGUUGAAAUCUUUUAAUAGUUCUGCUCUAACGUGACCUGUGUUUGUCACUGGUGUGGGGAUAAAUUUAAGACCCCUUGACAGAACAUUUAUCUGAUCGCGUGUCAUUUUGUAAUCUGAGAGGUUUUUGAUAUGUUUCUUUCUUGCUUCUGUUAUGUUGUUAUCUAAAUCACGCGCUAUUUUUGGCCUCCGUUCAUUGCGUUUUUUGGUUGAUAAUGACCGCUUUUUCUUUCCUCUUUCCCUUUUUAGAUAAUCUAUAUUCUCAGAAAACACUCUGGGAUAAGAUUCACUUUGUUUAUUCUCUUUAGCAUUUUGUAAGACAUACUUUAUUUUGUUGAGUUCGUCUAUUUUCUUCUGGAUAUUCUCUAGUUUCUGUUCGUGACUGCAUUCUGGAGUAUUAGAUGGUACCUUACCUGACAUGUCUUUCCUCUUUUCUUUGCGUGAUUCCUGCUCUACUUUUACAAGUUUAGAUUUGCUUCUUUCGACUCUACGGUCGUGAAACUUAACGAGUGCGCCUAAAACGUUUCGUUCUGCGUCUUUUCUAAUCCAGCUUAUGUCUCGUUUGAAUUCUUCGUCCGGGGCAAUGUUUGCCCUUGCGUUGUAACGCAAAGUUUUUGGACAUGUAUUGUUCUCAAUAUGUUUCUUCAGUUUAGCGAUGGAUUCUUUGGACUUUUGUAUCUUGUCCUUAAUGGUGUUUUCAAGCUCUUCUGUAGUAAGGCGCUGCUUUUUAAAAGGUAUGUGUUCUUUCUGUUCACGAGAGUCAUCAUGAUGACGUUUCUGUGGACCCGUUUUGCGCGGUUUUUGGACUUGGCGCCAUUUUCUCUGAUCGUUGGUGUUUGGUUUUUUCACGUUUAGUCUUUUGGCCUCUGUGGGGCCGCCGUUUCUUCUCUCAGUAUUGUUAGUCUUUCUGUUUCUUUGCAAUGGCUCAUCCCCAUUUUCUUUAAGGUUUGUGUUUUUGCGCCUUUCUGUUGUCAAUUGUCCACACGGUAUGUCUUCGUCAUCCGAAGCUAAAAGGCUAUCUUCUGCAGGAUUGUUGGCUAUAUCAGCGAGUAUUGAAGGGCUUGUUGUAAGAAGUCCUUCUUCGAUUACUAGUGUAACACGUUCCACUAGAAUUACGGCGAACAAAGCUUCGUUAAUAGAUAACAUUUUCACGAAGGAUCCACUUCGUCCCUCAAUAAGUGGCCUUUUUCUCAAUGAAAUAUCUGACCAUUUACCGACAUUUUCACUUAUUUUGUAUAAUAAUAGUACUAGUGAUAAGGAUAAAUACGUAUUUUUUCGUGAAAAAAAUGCGCUUAAUCUAAGUGCAUUUAAAGAUGAGUUAGGUAAGAUAAACUGGGCUGAAAUGCCUGGUUUUAAUGAUCCUUCUUGCGCUUAUGAACUCUUUGUCGGAAAGUAUACUACAAUUUACGAUAAAUGUUUUCCACUCAGAAAAAUGAAAGUGAAACGGUUCAAUCUUCGUAAGCCUUGGUUUACUAAAGGUCUUGCUAAAUCCAUAAGGAAGAAAAAUAAGUUAUAUCAGUCUUUCCUUAAUAACCCUAACUCUUCCAAUGAAAAUGCAUAUAAGUCGUACAAAAACAAACUUACUCAUUCUCUUCGAGUUGCUAAGCUUUUAUAUUAUGAAAAACAAAUUGAAAAACUAAAAUCAAAUGUUCAGGCCACUUGGAAAGUUCUAAAUGAAAUCCUUCGUUAUGCAUUUCUGCACUUACUACAAAGAUACAAUGAUUUCCUGAUCAUGAGAGUAUUGUUGAUACCGAAAUAUAACAUUUUUCCUUUGUAGUUUUGUCACUGUCGUCUAGAUAUUUUGACUUUGUACUGAAACUAUCAAAAGGAAAUUCUGGUUAUUUUAUUUUAUUUUUUACAGACGUAUUUUAAUCAACUGCAAUAUCAGACGAAAAAACUGGAAGGAAACACGGCAGACCUUUCUGUGAACCUCAGAAACAAGUUCCAAACAAGAUUUGCAGUCACAAAACGACUUAAAGAUAAAGUUGAAGCUUUAUAA